Messenger RNA from Trametes versicolor FP-101664 SS1, 1266 nucleotides. RefSeq lists its product as uncharacterized. NCBI's taxonomy places the organism in Eukaryota, Fungi, Basidiomycota, Agaricomycetes, Polyporales, Polyporaceae. The record is from RefSeq and is a predicted model, not a curated record. Bases 1 to 1266 code for a protein of 421 amino acids. The transcript has 3 exons.
AUGGCAGCGGCGGACAAUAUAAGCUCCAGUACCCCUAGUGGCAAGCGAAUCAAGGAGGCAGAGGGCCCACUAGAAAGCGGGUCUGUUUCCCGCAAGCGGGCGAGGCUCGCCCCGGACGUCCCUCAGAAGCCUCCCCUCCGACGCAGAAGCCCAGAGUUCUACUACGACGACGGGAAUAUCAUCGUCAUCGUCGAGGACACAGAGUUCCGCCUGCAUCUGUCCAGGCUGAGAAGACAUUGCACCUACUUCUCGCGUCUCUUCGAGCUCGCCGCGGUCGGGCAGGAGAACCAGAACGAUGUCACCCUCGUCGAUUCCAACCCAGGCGCAAGGGAAGAUGACGGACGAGAAGUUAUAAUCCUUCCUGGAGAAAUGAACCAUGUCCUCGGAGGGAUCAGCAUCGCGGAUUUCACAGAGUUUCUACGAGCAUACGAGAACCCACUAAUGCAUGUGACCGUACCCCCGAAGCAGAGCAUAUGCAUCUCGCUGGUGCGCGUGGCAGAUAAACUGGGAUGCAAGACGGUCUCGGACGUAGCAAGGAGUCGCCUCCGCAAGCUGUGGCCCCUGCUCGUUCCCCAACGCACCAUCGACUGGAAGAAGAAGACGCUGGGCGAAACCACCGCGAUCAUCGCCCUCGCACGCGAGUUCAACCUCCCCGAGGUCCUCAGACGCGCAUUCUACGAACUCGUCCGCAACCCCGCCUUCUGGGAGACGAUCACGACCAACCGGGACAGCGUGAAGCUCGCAGACGCAGACUUGAUUGCCUUGUACCACGCCCGCCACACGCUGCAGCAGGAGUGGCGAACGCUACUCCUCACCCAACCGUUGCCCGAAGCCUCCUGUCUCAACUCGCAGCGCGGCAAAGACAGAUGCGCAUACACCAAUGUCGCUUCUCGCAUCUCGGCCUGGCGGCGGCUCGUCGUCGAAACGGGGCAUUUGGAGACCGGGGCCGUGGACCCGAUAUACCACAUCGAUGUCAUACUCGCAGCGGUGGAGUUCAGGGAUCUGGCUGGGACGUGGUGUACGCUAUGCAUCACGGAAAGAAACUGUGUGUGGGCGGCUGCAAAGUCGCAAUGGUGGGGCAUGCUCGACGAGCUGUUCAAGAUCCCGGCGGCGGCAGGCGUUGCAAGCACUGCGAAUAAAUGGUACGUCCCCGGCCAUCUUUGCGUCGAUGCGGUGUUUAUGAACUUCUGCGCAGACCCUGUUCGUUACGGGACGUUACACAAACAUAUCAAAGCCUACGUGAAGCUCUGUCCGUAUCGCAGUUGA